UCUGUUUCUACCAUUUCCUCUUUGGAACGCGAUCGACGAUUUUCCUCUCUUCACCUGCCAGAAGGCAAAUAGUUUCUUGACCACACUUCGAAUCCAAACAUAUUUUCUUUCAGUUAUUCCUUUCAUUCUUUUCGAAAAUUUGAUUUACAUUCAAAGAGUUCUAAAGUUGUAUGUAACCGAAUCCAAAAAAUUUGAGCUUACACAAAGGAUGGUCCAAUUUAUAGGCGCCAUUCGUGCAUCUCCUUCUCUAGCCAGUUUUGCUCUUCGCGGACGCCAAUUGUCUUUCCAGACCUCUUCACUUUCACUUUCAAGAAAUUGGCUACCUCUAUCUUCAUUUUCCAAAAAUGGGUUCUCUCAGUGUAGGAGGAUUUCGCGAGCUUGCUUUAUUUCAAAUGCAAGUGGAAAUGCUGAUUCACAGUCGCUCUUAGACCAAUCUGAAAUCAUAUUCAUGGGGACAGGAACUAGUGAAGGGAUUCCACGUCUCAGCUGCCUUACUGAUCCUCUAAAGGAAUGUCCGGUGUGCUCAAAAGCUGUGGAACCUGGUAAUAAGAAUAGAAGAUUGAACACGGGCCUCCUUAUUCGUUAUUCUGGUCCUGGUGAAAGACGCAACAUUCUAAUAGAUGCUGGCAAGUUCUUCUACCAUAGUGCUCUUCGAUGGUUUCCUGCAUUUGGGCUAAGAACAAUUGAUGCGGUUAUUAUUACUCAUUCUCAUGCUGAUGCAAUUGGAGGUCUGGAUGAUCUUCGAGAUUGGACAAACAAUGUGCAACCUUACAUUCCAAUCUAUGUUGCAGAGCGUGAUUUUGAGGUGAUGAAGAAGACUCAUUAUUAUUUGGUAGAUACAAGUGUCAUUACACCUGGUGCUGCUGUCUCAGAUUUGCAAUUUAACAUAAUACAUGAGGAGCCUUUUGUAGCAUGUGACCUGAAGUUUACCCCUUUACCAGUGUGGCAUGGUCAUGGUUAUCGUUCCCUUGGUUUUCGCUUUGGUAACAUAUGUUACAUCAGUGAUGUCAGUGACAUACCCGAUGAAACUUAUCCACUACUUAAGGGCUGCGAAAUUCUAAUUUUGGACGCAUUGAGGCCUGAUCGAUCUUCUUCAACACAUUUUGGACUUCCAAGGGCGUUAGAUGAGGUGCGGAAAAUUCAACCAAAGAGAACAUUUUUCACUGGCAUGAUGCAUCUGAUGGAUCAUGAAAAGAUAAAUGAGUAUCUUUCGAAAUUGAUGGAGACAGAAGGGCUUGAUGUACAACUAAGUUACGACGGCUUGCGUAUACCAGUAAAACUUUAACUUCUGUCUUAAUUCUAUUUCCAUCCCAUUCUUUUUCUUAAUAAAUACACACAGCAUAGGGCAUAUACUCUUUACUUAAAAUGUCAAAUUGGUUCCUCAUGUCAUUUUCGGAAUCAAAAAUUUCCUCCUUGAUGCUUUAAAUCUUCCUGUGUAAUUUGCCUUCAGCAUCAAUGCUGCCAUUCAUCAUUCAGCAAGCUAGAAUUAUAGACAAGUUCUUGAGUUGAUUAUUUGAAUAUUACUGUGGAAAGCAGAUGAAUAAUUCUCAUCUUAUCAAUGUUAAAUCUAGAAACCCACUUGCUUGUUUCUCUUCA
Molecule: messenger RNA, 1596 nt
Organism: Manihot esculenta (cassava)
Lineage: Eukaryota; Viridiplantae; Streptophyta; Magnoliopsida; Malpighiales; Euphorbiaceae
Product: putative hydrolase C777.06c
Exons: 12
Coding region: 209-1285 (358 amino acids)
Source: RefSeq, a predicted model, not a curated record